Molecule: messenger RNA, 1136 nt
Organism: Medioppia subpectinata
Lineage: Eukaryota; Metazoa; Arthropoda; Arachnida; Sarcoptiformes; Oppiidae
Source: the annotation of a GenBank genome assembly
CAAAAACAAAUCAUGGGAAAACUUACCCUGAUCGCUAUCCUGCUGGCUUGCGUAGCCGUGUCAUUACAGUCGCCGACCAAACAAGUCGACCAAAUGGUUGAUUAUAUCAAUAAUUUGGGAACAACGUGGAGGGCUGAAAAACAGUUUGACGACUCGUAUUCAUUGGAUUACAUCAAAGGCCUGAUGGGAGUGCCGGCACUGACCGGACGGGCAUUCGGCUCAACACCCGCUUACGAUCCGGAGCUGGAGAUACCAAAUACAUUUGACGCACGCACUCAGUGGCCAACCUGUGCCUCAAUCAAAGAGGUCAGAGACCAGGGCUCGUGCGGCUCGUGCUGGGCGUUCGCCACCGUCGAGGCCAUCAGUGACCGCAUAUGCAUCGCAUCGCAGGGCAAACAACAGGUAGAGGUGUCGGCCGAGAAUCUGGUGGCCUGUUGUAACGCCUGCGGUAACGGGUGUAGAGGCGGUUGGCCCGAACAGGCCUGGAGUUACUACGAGCGCACGGGUCUGGUGUCGGGCGGUCUGUACGACUCGCACGUCGGUUGUCAGCCAUACUCUAUCAACGCGUGCGAACACCACGUGUCCGGACAUCUGCCGCCCUGUGAUAAGGAGCUCCGGCCGACACCCAAAUGCCAGCACACGUGCGAAGCCGGCUAUAACGGCACCUACGCUAAGGACUUGCAUUUUGGUAAAUCUUCGUACGGAUUCAGUAAUGAGAAUCAGGCGCUACAACAGGAUAUCAUGAAGAAUGGACCCGUGGUCUCAACUUUCCAGGUAUUUGAAGAUUUCCUGACCUACAAGUCCGGUGUCUACCAUCACGUGAGCGGCGCGUCGGCCGGAUUUCACGCCGUGAAGAUCAUAGGAUGGGGUGUGGAGUCGGGUGUGGACUACUGGCUGGUGGCCAACUCAUGGAACCCCGAUUGGGGUAAUAAGGGUUUCUUCAAAAUACGUCGGGGUAAAGAUGAUUGCGGUUUCGAGGGCUCCAUUUCAGCCGGUUUGCCAAAACUAUAAAUUAACCUGGCUUCGUUUAGUAUAUUUUAUAUCACAUUUAACUGUUAUGCUUAACUAUUGUAAUAACUAUUGUGUUAAUUAAUUGUUUUAUAAUAAAUAUAAAUCAAUUUUGCAAACAACAAAUA